Messenger RNA from Ceratotherium simum simum (southern white rhinoceros), 3603 nucleotides. NCBI's taxonomy places the organism in Eukaryota, Metazoa, Chordata, Mammalia, Perissodactyla, Rhinocerotidae. The record is from RefSeq and is a predicted model, not a curated record.
CGGUUGGAGGGAGGCCCGAUUCCCCUUUGUUCGGGUUCGCCAUUUUGCGAGGCAGCGGCAGUGGCGGCGGCAGCGGCGGCUGGAGCCUCUGAUUGGGUUUCGGGGUCCGGUACUGGAGCCAAUCAGCGCGGGCAGCGAACCGGGGGAGCGAAGCACGGGGUGCGUCUCGCAAUCUUCUUGGAUCUCCGGGGUGAAACUCACUGUGGACAGGAUUCUACCUUGGAGGGACCAUGGAGCAGUAUACAGCAAACAGCAAUAGUUCGACAGAGCAGAUUGUUGUACAGGCUGGACAGAUUCAGCAGCAGCAGCAGGGUGGUGUCACUGCUGUCCAGUUGCAGACUGAGGCCCAGGUGGCAUCCGCCUCAGGCCAGCAAGUCCAGACCCUCCAGGUAGUCCAGGGGCAGCCAUUAAUGGUACAGGUCAGUGGAGGCCAGUUAAUCACAUCAACUGGCCAGCCCAUCAUGGUUCAGGCUGUCCCUGGUGGACAAGGUCAAACAAUCAUGCAAGUACCUGUAUCUGGGACACAGGGUUUGCAGCAGAUACAGUUGGUCCCACCUGGACAGAUCCAGAUCCAGGGUGGGCAGGCUGUGCAGGUGCAGGGCCAGCAGGGCCAGACCCAGCAGAUCAUCAUCCAGCAGCCCCAGACAGCCGUCACCGCUGGCCAGACCCAGACGCAGCAGCAGAUUGCUGUUCAGGGACAGCAAGUGGCACAGACUGCUGAAGGGCAGACCAUUGUCUAUCAGCCAGUUAAUGCAGACGGGACCAUUCUCCAGCAAGUUACAGUCCCUGUUUCAGGCAUGAUCACCAUCCCAGCAGCCAGUUUGGCAGGAGCACAGAUUGUUCAGACAGGAGCCAACACCAACACAACCAGCAGUGGGCAAGGGACUGUCACUGUGACACUGCCAGUGGCAGGCAAUGUGGUCAAUUCAGGAGGGAUGGUCAUGAUGGUGCCUGGUGCUGGCUCUGUGCCAGCUAUCCAAAGAAUCCCUCUACCUGGGGCAGAGAUGCUUGAAGAAGAGCCUCUCUAUGUGAAUGCCAAACAGUAUCACCGUAUACUUAAGAGGAGACAAGCCCGGGCUAAACUAGAGGCAGAAGGGAAAAUUCCAAAGGAAAGAAGGAAAUACCUGCAUGAGUCUCGGCACCGUCAUGCCAUGGCACGGAAGCGUGGUGAAGGUGGGCGAUUUUUCUCUCCAAAGGAAAAGGACAGUCCCCAUAUGCAGGAUCCAAACCAAGCAGAUGAAGAAGCAAUGACACAGAUCAUCCGAGUGUCCUAACCCCAGGCCAUGUGAUGGAGCUGAUCAAGAUCAUGUUCCUCACCACUGUUUCCCACUGUUCCAGGAAAUUGAUCAACUCUUCCCAUGGGACACUGACGAUCACAUUCUGCCCUUUUCUACAGGACAGAAACCACUUAAGUUUUUAAUAAGUGGCUCAGUAUUAUAAUUGCAGCAGUGUCUGGCAAAUUGAAGUUGCAGGCCUUUGUCUCAUCCUUUCAGUCAGGACCUAUUUCAGACUGUUGAUGACAGUGACAUUUCAUGGAUUAGGAUGAUGGAAGGGAACCAUGCCAGCCCAGCAGUACCACACAUAGCACUUAUGUUGACUGGUGAAGCCAGCCAGCCAUCUCAGCAGGAGAGAACAACCUGCUCAACCUAAACUGCAAUCAGGGAAGCCACAGCCCACUUCUUCCCAUGGAAUCUAAACAGCAUCCAGCCCUCUGAUGGGAGAUCUCAGCCUGACUAACUGAAUGGAUGCUUUGUAUUCAGUGACAGCUUCCAGGCAAGGAAGUUCCAUCUCAUAAUAUGGAAACAAUAAAUUCUCUGAGAUACAUUCAUCUAAUCUGUGGUAAUGAUAAGAAUCUCUGUGUACCCAGAUGAUAGGUUAGUAUUUUUGGACUUCAGCCAAGAAAAAGCUAAUCCUGGGUUAUGAUUUAAGAAUGAUAAAAGACUCAAGCACUAAAAAUUUAAAUUGCUGAACGUUUUUUUUUUUUUUUUAGCUUGACACAUUGUGGUCUGCUUGUCCAUCUGUUGACAGGUCAUCUGGACCAUAGUUCUUGCUGUGGCUACUUUUAAGACAACUUAGAGGGUAUUGGACCUUGAAACUGCCUUUCCUAAGUAGAGAACAAAACUAUACAACAAAUUCUAUGCUGAAGUGCUGAGGAUAUUUGUAGUAACUCCUAAACAGAAAGCCAAACUAGAGAUCUUCAGUCAUAGGCUUUAUGACAGCAUUUGGGGAAAGGAGGCUUCAUAUGUGUUUCAAUCUAGGAGAAGAAGAGAGAGAGUAGUACAUAUACCCAUGUGUUGUCGUGUAGCAUGAUUCUCCAGUGGAUGGAUGCCUGGGAUGGAUCAUUAAGAAGAAGAAAAUAAUUUACAUUUAUACUAUAACUUAACAAGCAUGGAAAGGGGGAAGUCUGAGAUUUGGUCCUUGACAAUUUCUGGAAAGCACUGUUCAAUCAAGCUAUUCUGGACAUAUUCCAAGUUACCUUCUAGAAGCUGAGGAGGAUGUUGGCUUCACUCCUGCAGCGCUUUGUGCUGGCCCCAGGGAGUGAACAUUCUCAUUCUUCUCGUGGCAGCUGAUUCUUUGGUGCCAGUUUCCAUUUGUUUCCCCUUUUCUCCAUAGUCCUUGUGCAGAAAGGUUUUCACGUUGCAUCCACAUUCUGGGGAUAAACUACGGACUGGAAAUAGAGAUACCUGCAGGGUCAGGAACUGGGCCACAGUUCCCAGAAUGGGUUGUGCCUCAGAAGUCUGUUUCUUUUCUAGAUGGUGAACCCGGAAAGAACUAAGAUGAUAUAUCAGAGGAGUUGCUGCCUUCUCUGUAAACAAAGACAGAAAACCUAAUUCUUCUGAAGAACAUUUAGGUUUGAUUUAAGUACCAAGAGUAAAGAUUGGCUCUUUCUUUGAUUUCAUUCUAAUUGUAUUAAGAGGGAAAAGGAAUUAAACCUUCUAAAAGAAAACAUCACAAAGGGAAAUCAUUGUAAUGUUAGAGACAGAGGUACAGAGCUAUGCAAAGAAAUCAGGAAGUGAAGUAUCUCCCUAGUCUCUGGAAUGUAGGCAUCUGUCCUGGCUUCCAGAUGUCAGGAGGGGCUGAUUCUUCGGUAGGCUCACUAGAAACCUCUGGCUCUUGGCAUGAGUUUCAGAUAUUAACCUUGUUCAGUAAGCCCCAACUUUUUCAGAUGAUAGGUUACUAAAAACAAUGAGGAAUUUAUAUGCCUUGUUUUGUUUAGAAGUCUUUUAAGAUGCAGAGUUCAGAAAGAAAUUCCUCAGACCUAAUUUCUAGUACUUAAGCCAACAACAGCUCUAAAAUGCUAUUUAUUUGUGUCUGUAAGUUUGUACAUAGUAAUACCAACCUCAUAUUGUUGCAGAUUUUUUUUUAUCAGUUUGAGUUUUGUUUUGUUUGAAAUGGUAUGCUUCAGUUGUCAUUUUGUCAUUGCAUUUCAGAUAGCUCAUGGCCUUUUUAUUGUCAUUUUAGCACACCAUAAUAAUCCACAAAGUGGGGGGUUGAGGUUUGGAUUUUUUUCUUUAUUUUUACUAGAAGUUUUUUUAUUCAUUUAUCGUUGUGACUGUAGUGAUGACUUCAUAGAUGCAGAAAGAGUGAAUGGAUGAGUGAAUG